AUGGCGGAUGAAAAGGUGCCACCUACGACAAGUGCAUCGUCCACUUCUUCAAGUACGAUACAUGAAAAAUUGGAUGCGGAGAAAGCAGUCACUGCACGCGGAGCUCUGAAAUCGGAUUCUGAAUCAGCGGAGAAACCUUCUGAAGCGGUACCUUCUGUUCAUGAAGGCGACGAUGAAAAUCCUAUAGAAUUGAGGAAGACGAAAAGUGCAGCGAAGUCAGCACAGGAGGAGUUGAACAGGGUUAUGACAAGUGCAGAUGGUGUGGAAUAUCCAACGGGACUUAAGUUACAGUUGAUUAGUUUGGCAUUAUGUUUGUCGGUUUUCUUGAUGGCUUUGGAUAAUUCUAUUAUUGCUACGGCCAUUCCUAAGAUUACGGAUCAAUUUCACUCGUUGGCUGAUGUUGGCUGGUACGGAUCUGCAUACCUCCUCACAACCGCCUCUUUUCAACUUCUCUUUGGCAAAUUCUAUUCCUAUUUCUCAAUCAAAUGGGUUUACCUUGUUGCAAUUGCUAUCUUCGAGCUCGGCAGUUUGAUCUGUGGUGUUGCGCCAAAUUCGGUUACUUUGAUUGUGGGUAGAGCCAUCGCUGGCUUGGGGAGUGCCGGAAUCUUCUCGGGUGCUUUGAUUAUUGUCGCAUACUCGGUACCUUUAGUCAAGAGACCAAUGUAUACUGGGCUUAUUGGAGCUAUGUAUGGCAUUGCUUCUGUGGCUGGCCCACUACUUGGGGGGGUGUUCACCGAUAAAGCUACUUGGAGAUGGUGCUUCCUGAUCAAUCUCCCAAUCGGAGCUGUGACCGUUCUUGUCAUUUUGGUCUUCUUCAAAGCACCUGAUAGAGAAGCUAUCGCAGACCUCCCAUGGAGCGAGCGCAUAAAGGAGUUUGAUCUUCUCGGAACCGCAUUCUUCAUUCCGGCCAUCAUCUGUUUAUUGCUUGCGCUUCAAUGGGGUGGUACCAAAUACCCAUGGGGCAAUGGUCGUAUAAUCGCACUAUUCGUACUCUUCGGGUUAUUAAUCGGAAUUUUUAUUGCCAUACAAUUCUGGAAAGGGGACAGCGCCACUGUACCACCCAGCAUGAUGAAGAAGCGAAGCAUGUGGUCUGCCGCAUGGUUCUCAUUCUGUCUCGGAUCAUAUUUUCUCCUUUUGAUCUACUACCUCCCCCUUUGGUUUCAAGCCGUAAAAGGCGAUUCGGCUGUCAAAUCUGGCAUUUCUAAUAUUCCUAUGGUGUUGACCUUAGUAAUCGUCAGCAUCAUCUCCGGUAUUGGUGUCACAACUAUCGGUUACUACGCACCAUUGAUGAUUAUCUCGUCAGUACUCGCAUCAAUAGGAAUCGGUCUUCUCACCACUUUCAAACCAGACACCAACCACUCCGCCUGGAUCGGUUACCAAUGUCUCGCAGGUAUUGGUAUCGGCUUCGGUAUGCAACAACCCCUCAUCGCCGUACAAACCAUCCUCAACAUCUCCCAAGUCCCAACCGGUACCUCCGUCAUCAUCUUUUGCCAAACUCUUGGCGGUGCCCUCUUCGUCUCUAUCGGUCAAAAUGUCUUUACCAAUAAACUUUCUCAGAACUUAGCACACUAUGUACCGGAUUUAAAUCCAGCAGUAGUCUUGAGCACGGGUGCUACCAGUAUUCAGCAAAAUAUUGAUCCGGAAUUCCUGGCUGGUGUGACCAUUUCUUAUAAUGAUGCGCUUACGCAAUCGUUUUUGGUGGCAGCGGUUAUGGCGGCGUUGACUAUAAUUGGAAGUUUAGCAAUUGAGUGGAAGAGUGUUAAGGGGAAGAAUAUUGAGAUGGGUGGUGCUUAA
Molecule: messenger RNA, 1794 nt
Organism: Sclerotinia borealis F-4128
Lineage: Eukaryota; Fungi; Ascomycota; Leotiomycetes; Helotiales; Sclerotiniaceae
Source: the annotation of a GenBank genome assembly